This is a messenger RNA of Emys orbicularis (European pond turtle), 2158 nucleotides long. It is a transcript of the gene AGA, whose product is annotated as aspartylglucosaminidase. Gene Ontology annotation, cellular component: lysosome; cytoplasm. The transcript is spliced from 9 exons. Bases 1 to 1080 code for a protein of 359 amino acids. NCBI's taxonomy places the organism in Eukaryota, Metazoa, Chordata, Testudines, Emydidae. The record is from RefSeq and is a predicted model, not a curated record. Gene Ontology annotation, molecular function: N4-(beta-N-acetylglucosaminyl)-L-asparaginase activity; beta-aspartyl-peptidase activity; asparaginase activity. Gene Ontology annotation, biological process: protein deglycosylation.
AUGAUGUGUGAGUGCAGCCGGCGCGCGGCUAUGGGGUUCGGCGCGCGUCGGGCGCUCCGCUUCCUUCUCCUGCUGCUGCCUGUGUCCGGGGCGGCGGGCGCGGGUCUGGCUGCGCUGCCGCUAGUCGUCAACACCUGGGCAUUUAGGAAAGCAACGGAAACAGCAUGGUAUACCUUACAGUCAGGAGGCUCUGAGCUGGAUGCAGUAGAGAGAGGCUGUGGUCAGUGUGAGACUGAUCAGUGUGAUGGAAGUGUGGGGUUUGGAGGAAGUCCAGAUGAACAUGGAGAAACAACAUUGGAUGCCAUGAUUAUGGAUGGCAACACCAUAGAAGUUGGGGCAGUAGCAGAUCUCAGACGUAUAAAAAAUGCUAUUGGUGUAGCACGGAAAGUGAUUAAGCAUACUAAGCACACAUUAUUAGUGGGGGAGUCAGCCUCACUGUUUGCAGAAAGCAUGGGAUUUCCAUGUGAAGAUUUAACCACACAGAAUUCUCUUUCAAUAUAUUUAAAGUGGCUUAAUCAAAACUGUCAGCCAAACUACUGGAAGAAUGUAAUACCAGAUGCUUCAAAAUCCUGUGGACCAUACAAACAGGCUAAACAAUUAAAUAGUGAAGAAUGGAUCAACUCACAGAAAAGAAUAAAUAUUCAUAAUCAUGAUACAAUUGGCAUGAUUGUAAUUGGUGGUUCCGGAAACGUUGCAGUGGGGACAUCUACAAAUGGUGCAGUCCACAAAAUCCAGGGUCGUGUAGGGGACUCGCCAAUAGCUGGAGCUGGAGCCUAUGCUGAUAGUACAACUGGAGGAGCGGCAGCCACCGGAGAUGGUGAUAUCAUGAUGCGCUUUUUGCCCAGCUAUCAAGCAGUGGAAUAUAUGAGGACAGGAACAGAUCCAACUACAGCUUGCCAGAAAGUUAUUUCCAGGAUCCAGAAGUAUGUUCCAUACUUCUUUGGUGCUGUUAUCUGUGCCAACACAACUGGAAGUUAUGGUGCUGCCUGCAAUAAAGUUCCAGGAUUCACUCAGUUUCACUUCAUGGUUUUUAGUCCUUUGCUAAAUCAGCCAUCUGAGCAAGUAGUAGACUGCAUUUAAUUUUUAUUGUACCGACUGCAUUUACAGUUAAACACGAAGGAGGAAAAGAAGGCGGAAAAGGCUCACUGACUGCCAUUUUACAAAGUGUUUGCAGUUUCCUUUUGCACAGAUAUUUGAGGAAGAGUAAUGUAUGUGGAGAUAGCACAUAUCUCUCUCCUUUUUUUAAUGUAUUUUGUUUUAUUACCAUGUCACCAAUAUGUUAGUAAACUUGAUUUGUAGUUUCUCAAGCUAGCAAACUAAUUUAUUAAUCUGGCAGGUUAUUUCUAAAUUCUGGUGGGCAAAUUGGCUUCAUCUACAGGAUGAACAAAUUUGAUUUUUUUUUUUAGAUACUGUGUAGAGAUCCAAAAUAUCUACUAAUGAUAAAGUGGGAUUUCAAAAUACUCUGCUGGUAUAUGUUGAUGACUAUAGUUUAAAAUGGGAAAUGCCUUUUGGAACCAGUCUCAAAAACAGAUGAAAGUUUGUAUGACUGUUGUACCAAGAAGAACUGGAGAACAAUUUCAUGACUGAAUGGAGAAGCAAAAGCUUCUGCUUUUGUGGUGAUGCUUCAUCGUUCCAUGAUGUUCAGUCACAGUGAUGCACUAUUACAUUGCAAAUGUUAUCCUGCAGUGUCAGGAAAUUACUCUAUUUUGUGGCUUUUUGUGACUCAGGUACAUUAUAUCUUCACUCCCUCCUUUCUUCUUUUAUUUCUGGGAACAAGUGGAGAUGUUUCUUACUCCCCUUCCAAUCCCAAAGUGUUGGGUAGGAUCCCAGCAACUGACUCAUUUUCAGAAGAUGGUUUCCAUACUGUGCUUCCCUUUUCACUUCACAUGUUGUGUUCUGUCAGUGUGGGCAGUGCUUCUGUGAUCAGCAUUCCAUUGCUGCCUAAGCUCAGGUAAAGCAUCCAUCAGAUGUACAGAUUCCGAGCCCACAGGAGAACUGUGGAUGGAAUAAGACUGAUUUUUCUGUAUUAAAUCUUUCACUGGCCAUAAUUUAUUUUUGUAAAUCUUUUCAUUUUAACAGACCUUUUUGGCAGCUGAACCCCAGAUUAAUAAAUUAGAGGUGAUAAGUAACAGCAUGGAUUUGUCAAGAAUAAAUCAUA